AAACUGGCGGAACACGCCUUUUUUUUGGCAUCUCUAACUUCUCUGCACCCCUUUCCUGCGUUUUUUUCCCCUCGUGCUGAAAAUACGGGAAGGAAAGUCCGCGAUCCCCGAGCCAACUUUGAGCAAUCCGUACGUGUGCUGAAGCACGCUAAAGAAGUCCAGCCUGGCGUCAUCUCUAAAACGUCCAUUAUGCUGGGGCUAGGCGAGACGGAUGAGCAAGUAUAUGCCACAAUGAAAUUAUUGCGGGAAGCAGAUGUAGAUUGUUUGACCCUAGGACAGUACAUGCAACCAACAAAACGUCACCUGAAGGUUGAGGAGUACAUAACUCCCGAAAAAUUUAAGUACUGGGAAAAAGUAGGAAAUGAUCUUGGAUUCCAUUACACUGCUAGUGGGCCUUUAGUGCGCUCCUCCUAUAAAGCAGGUGAAUUCUUCUUGAAGAACUUAGUAGAAAAAAGAAAGACAAAAGUCAUCUGAAAAUGAGAGUGAACCUAUUUAAAGCAGCCAGUUUUAAGGAUCCUUUUUUUCAGCACAUAAUUAUACUCAGUUCCAGAAAUGCAGACCAGAUGGUGGAUGUAUGAAUAAACUUACUGUCUGUCCAGAACACUUUUCUCUCACCAAAACACUUCACGUUGUUUUACCUAAUUCCUCCUGGCAAGGCUACAACUAUAUCGUACUUC
Messenger RNA from Tauraco erythrolophus (red-crested turaco), 677 nucleotides. The record is from RefSeq and is a predicted model, not a curated record. NCBI's taxonomy places the organism in Eukaryota, Metazoa, Chordata, Aves, Musophagiformes, Musophagidae.